Molecule: messenger RNA, 2177 nt
Organism: Silurus meridionalis
Lineage: Eukaryota; Metazoa; Chordata; Actinopteri; Siluriformes; Siluridae
Product: ribonuclease inhibitor-like
Exons: 5
Coding region: 1345-2049 (234 amino acids)
Molecular function (GO): protein binding
Source: RefSeq, a predicted model, not a curated record
UGGCGGGUUCCGGAACUCUGUCGCUGAGUCACCGUGGAAACAAAGACGCAACAGUCUCUAAACUCUCACCAUGUGGUUUGCUGGAGUCGGAUAUAAUCCAGUUUAUUGUCCAGGGAGCAGGAUCUUCUAUUCUUGCACUGCAUCCCAAUAGUUUCGAUGUGAGAUCCCAGAUAAUACCUCUCCCUUUAUGCUCCAAUCACAUCACAUAUUUAAGCAUUAAUGUUUCCCCUCAGCCUGUCAGAACUGGUUAGUCUUAAUUUCACUCCAUUACUCAAAACAAUAAAUGAUGAUCUUCAACAUUGGAGGAAUUUACCACUGUCCAUUAUGGGUAGAAUAUCAUUCAUUAAAAUCACUAUACUUCUUAAACUAAACUAUUUAUUUUUAAUGAUCCCAUUACAACCACCCUCACUUCGUUUAAACUUUGGACUCAGUCAAAUUUGACUCGAAAAAAGACCCUAAGAAUUAAAUUAACUACUCUACAGAAACCAAAAAUACAAGGAAAGUUGAAAGCAGCACAUUUUUCCAUUACUCUCUGCCUACUAAUCUUUAACAGAUAUACAAAUGGAUUCACCCAAACUCAUCAGAAAAUAUAUGGUUAGUUAUUGAGCAAACAAUUUACAAGGACAAUUGAAUUUCAGAUUUACCAUUCUACAGUUAGACAAUCAAAAAAUACACUCCUGUAUUAAAGCACUGACUACAGCAGUAGCUUUGACAGCCUGGUGGAAAUUUUACCAAAUUACAAACACUUCUCAUGCACCUAAAUACAGCCCCAUAUGGAAUAACCCAAAAUAUACAGCUAAUAAAAAGCCACUUAACCUACACACUUGGGCAGAAAAGGGCAUUACACAACUCUAACACUUCUUUCCUAGUAAUAAUCUGCUCUCAUUUUCACACUUAGUGCUGAAAUACAGCAUAAGGUGUUAUAGUUUUUUGGAAUAUCUAUAAAUAAAAUCAACUAUUCAAUAAAAAGUAAAUAAUAUUUUAUUUUUAUUUUAAAAUAAAAUAUUAAAAUAAUAAUAAAAAUAAUAAUAGAAAAACAUUAUUUUAAACCCCGCCCACUUUUUUACAUUUCUAUACUACAUGUACUUUGUGCUGCUCUGUGUAACAUUACAACCUGCUGAUGUUUACACACUGCACUGAUAUAAUACUGAGACUGUAUUUUCUGUGUGUGUGUGUGUGUGUGUGUGUGUGUGUGUUUAUUUGAGAUGUCAGUGUUCUGAUUUAUCAUCAUUUCUCUCCCUCUCGGUCGAGUUAAACAUGCUCCUGAGGUUCCAGUGACCACUGUUCCUGGCCCACUCCCCUCCGUGGAUCUUCACACUUCUGUGCAGCUUGGGACGGUAUUAUAUGUGUUACUGUGAUCUCACAGAGGAAAGUUGUAGAUUUCUGUCCUCAGUUCUCAGUUCAAACUCCUCCAGUCUGAGAGAACUGGACCUGAGUUACAAUAACCUGCAGGAUUCAGGAGUGAAGCUGCUCUCUGCUGGACUGGAGAAUCCACACUGUACACUGGAGAUACUGAGGUUGUAUCGGUGUGAUCUCACAGAGGAAAGUUGUAGAAUUCUGUCCUCAGUUCUCAGUUCAAACUCCUCCAGUCUGAGAGAACUGAACCUGAGUGGGAAUAAACUGCAGGAUUCAGGAGUGAAGCUGCUCUCUGCUGGACUGGAGAAUCCACACUGUACACUGGAGAUAUUGAGGUUGUGUUGGUGUAAUCUCACAGGUGAAAGCUGUAGAAUUCUGUCCUCAGUUCUCAGUUCAAACUCCUCCAGUCUGAGAGAACUGGACCUGAGUGAGAAUAAACUGCAGGAUUCAGGAGUGAAGCUGCUCUCUGCUGGACUGGAGAAUCCACACUGUACACUGGAGAUACUGAGGCUGGAACGCUGCAGUAUUACAGAUGAAGGUUGUGCUGCUCUGGUUUCAGCUCUGAGGUCAAACACCUCAUCACACCUGAGAGAACUGAAUCUGAAAAAGAAUGAACCAGGAGACUCAGGAGUGAAGCUGCUCUCUGAUCUACUGAAGGAUCCACACUGUAAACUGGAGACACUACAGUUCUGAUCUGAGUCUCACACACAGAUGAUUAUGAGGAGAAACUCUUACAAAAACACAAACAUGAUCAAUACGUAAUGUAUUGUAUGAUAUUUGUUUUAAAUUAAAUGUAAAUGUGAUUUGAAUAAAGUAUUUUC